UGGCCGUGUAAGGUCAUGACCUCUCAUAUACCGGGCGUGGGCUCGAGGAGUAGCAGAAGCAGCCUGGUGGGCUCAGCCUUCAGUAGUGCUAGUUCGCGUCGGGAGAGUGCCCUUAGCAGCAGCAGCGGCGGCGGCGGUAAGGAGUUCCGCGCCUCCCGCUGGUGGCUGGACAAGGUCCUGGCGCACAAACACGCCACUACCCGUGCUGCCACUUCCUCGUCGUCUCCUCCUCCUCCCCUCGCUCCCACCAUGUCUACCAUGGACUACACAUACAACCGAAAUGAAAGUCUACGGACACUAGACAACAUCCUCGAGCAUAUUGGCAACACUCCACUUGUUAAACUCAACAACAUUCCCAAGAGCUAUGGCCUCAAGUGUGAUGUUUAUGGAAAAUGCGAGUUCUUCAAUGCUGGAGGGAGUGUGAAGGAUCGCAUUGCUCUACGUAUGGUGGAGGAUGCAGAAAAAAAGGGACUUAUAACUCCAGGUUUAUCUGUCCUCAUAGAACCAACAUCUGGCAACACAGGAAUUGGACUUGCAUUAUGUGGGGCAGUGAAAGGAUAUCGUUGCAUAAUUGUGAUGCCAGAGAAGAUGAGCAAUGAAAAGGUUUAUGUACUUAGAGCCCUUGGAGCAGAGAUUGUGCGCACCCCAACCUCUGCAUCGUGGGAUUCUCCAGAGUCUCACAUCUCAGUUGCAAAAAGGCUGGAGAAGGAGAUUCCUGGAGCAAUGAUACUAGAUCAGUACAAAAAUCCUGGCAACCCCAUGUCCCACUAUGAAGGCACUGCUGAAGAAAUCCUGCAACAAACUGGUGGAAAUGUUGACAUGCUAGUGGCAGGUGCAGGGACGGGAGGAACCAUCACUGGUAUUGCAAGAAAACUGAAAGAACGAAUUCCAGAAUGUAAAAUUGUUGGUGUGGACCCAGAAGGCUCUAUCCUAGCACUGCCUGAGGAACUUAACAAAACCCCAGUCACAUCGUAUGAAGUUGAGGGGAUUGGUUACGACUUCAUUCCCAAUGUUCUUGAUCGAGACGUGAUUGAUGUGUGGAUGAAAUCCAAUGACAGAGAUUCACUUACCAUGGCCCGCAGGUUGAUUAAGGAAGAGGGCCUCUUGUGUGGUGGCAGUUCUGGUGCUGCUAUGCAUGCAGCCAUGACAGCAGCAGCAGAACUUGAAGCUGGGCAGCGCUGUGUAAUUCUUUUACCAGACUCUAUACGUAACUACAUGACCAAGCAUCUUUCUGACCAUUGGAUGAUAGAGAGGGACUUCAUUAAGGAGGAUGAAGAGACACAGAAUAAACAUUGGUGGUCUUCUCUGAAGGUGUCAUCACUGCCCCUGUCUGCGCCUUUAACAGUUCUGCCUAUCAUCUCCUGCCAGGAUGCCAUUGCCAUCAUGCAGCGUGAGGGAUAUGACCAGCUACCAGUUGUAGAUCAAGAAGGGAUAAUUCAGGGGGUUGUAACCUUAGGGUCCCUCAUGGCCAAAAUGGUAUCCUCAAAGAUAGAAGGUUCCAGCCCUGUCCAACAAUCUCUCUACUCACAGUUUCGUAAAAUCAAGCUAGGCACCACCUUGGGCAAACUCUCUCGUAUCCUAGAUCGUGACCACUUUGCACUGGUUGUCCAUACACAACGUCUCUAUGUGGAAGGUUCUGUCAUAGAGAAGGAAGUGUGCAUUGGCAUUGUGACCCAGAUUGACCUCCUGACACACAUCACCAAGCACCAAAAAGAGCAAAAGGAGACUCUUGAGUAAUACCAGUAGUUGUAUGUAGAUCGAGGGAGUGGCAAAUUGAGAUUAUGAAGAGGAUUGCACUUGGAACUGUCAAUACACCGAAAAUUCAAAUGACAUUUUUUACGAUAAUUUGGUGGUAUUUUUGGUAGACUCGAGGAUAGUGGAAAAAAAUAUUUUUAAUGUGUGUGUGUGUAUGACUUAUGACAACAAACUUUGAAUUAUUAAUAAUUUUUUAAGCUUUUUGGGGUAAUUUCAUUAUAUAAAUUAUAUUUAAUUUAUCAUAAUACAACUGAUACAAAUGUUUUAAUAUCUUUUUGAUAAUAAGGCUAACCAGAGCUUACAGCAUCAAAAACAUUCUGCAGUAACUUAUGCUGAUCUGAUUAUCUUUCAAACAAAAACAUAUUGGCAAAAAAAUGUUCUGUACUGGAAUUACUAUAUACAGCAAUAUAAGUGUAAUGCAGCAAAUAUCGAGGAUUAUUGUAAUUAAUGCAAACAAAUAUGAAGGAGUGCCAUAUUUAUCACAAAACACUCUUAAGCACAAUUCCUAUCCAUAUAUUUUUAAUGCUGUAUUGUCCAAACUUUCCCAUUACAUGACCAAUUUGGGUAAUUUUUACAUUCCAUUUAUUACACUGACAAUCAGAUAGACGAGUGAAAUGUUCAAUGUUUUCUUAAACUGAUAAUUAUUAAUAUAUGCAAACAUGACAGUGACACUUAACAAUUAUUUGUUUCUUUUAUACUGUGAUAUUAAAAGAAUUUAAUUCAGCUCCAUAGAUUUUUAUGUAUUGGUCAUUAAAGAGGUUUGGAUGAAAGGGACUAACUGUGGUUUAUUAGUGUUAAUAAAUUAGUCAGUACUGAAAAUCAUGAAUAAUGUUCUUAUAAUUAUUGAUAGUAGUAUUGUUUAUAAGAAAAUAUCAACAAUGAUAAAUUUUAUUUCUCAACACUUAAUAUAUGUUGGCUUUCUCAGUAAUUCAACUAUCACUUCUUUUAUUUACACCUAUGUAUAGUACAUGUUUUAUCCUGAAGUCUAUGAGAAACAAUGUAACACCAGUGUGUACAAUAGUUAUAUUUUUUAAAUAGAUAAUUGAAGAGACUGUCAUGCACUUUUAAAAGUAGAUGUGAAGAACUUAAAACAUUAUUACAAUCAAAGCCAAGUGCUAUAUUCACAAGGGUUAUAUGGCACUUUAAACACAUUAAAGCAUGAAUAAUCAUCUUAGGGUUGUAAUACUUAAGAGAUUUUUAUGCUCAUUUUUAUAAAUAUAUUAAAUAUAAUGCUGAAGAUAACUUAUUUUUUUAAUUUGAUGUCCUCACUGAAAUUUGUUUGAUUUUCUAUAAAUAGCUUAUUAUACGCAUACCUUAUUUUAACCAAAAUGUUGUAUCCUAUACCCACAUUUUAUUGGACAGUUAUUUUUCCUUAAAUAUUACUCAAUAAAAUAUUGUACCUAAUUUCAUCAAAGUUCAUAUUUACUAGUGAUAUGUAAAUAACAAGAUUACAGUACGUGUACUAGGAGAUUUGUUAUGGAAAUAUUUGAUCACUUGGAGCUUUAUCAAUCCAUAAUAAAUGCCUUGGUGUUGUACUUGUCUUGUUUAUGUACUUGUUAGUAAUUGAGACCAUCUUCAACUUUUUUUUUUUUUUUUUUCAACAAGUCGGCCAUCUCCCACCGAGGAUAUAUAAAAUAUUUAACAUAUCCAUUUUGUUUACCAUAUAUUACUAUUUUUGUAAUUCAUUAUUUGAAAUAAUAGAUGGGAAUUAUAAUGAUUGUUAAAAUAA
Cherax quadricarinatus is the source of this 3484-nucleotide messenger RNA. It is a transcript of the gene Cbs, whose product is annotated as Cystathionine beta-synthase. NCBI's taxonomy places the organism in Eukaryota, Metazoa, Arthropoda, Malacostraca, Decapoda, Parastacidae. The record is from RefSeq and is a predicted model, not a curated record. Gene Ontology annotation, molecular function: cystathionine beta-synthase activity. Gene Ontology annotation, cellular component: cytoplasm.